Knipowitschia caucasica is the source of this 351-nucleotide messenger RNA. The record is from the annotation of a GenBank genome assembly. NCBI's taxonomy places the organism in Eukaryota, Metazoa, Chordata, Actinopteri, Gobiiformes, Gobiidae.
AUGAUGGAAUUUAAUUCUCUUUUAAUUCUGCUGGAGGCUGCAGAGUUCUUGGAAAGAAGAGACAGAGAGGCAGAACACGGCUAUGCAUCCGUAUUACCAUUCACUAGCGACUUUUCCAGGAAGAAAACGAAACCUGCACCAAUUACCCGAAAAGCCCCGAACAAUAGAUCGUCACAUAAUGAGCUCGAAAAACACAGCAUGCAGCUCCCAGGCCAGCCUCCACGCAUUCCUCACAUAGUCAGAAGGAGGUUGGCUGCAGGUGAGCGACACAUAUUUUGGCUCGCCGCGGUGCGCAAAGAGGUGCAGAUCGCAUCAAGAGUCAGCUUCAAAGGAGUUUGCUCUCUUGUCUGA